CCGAUAGGCAAGGCAUACAUACUUUUUUGGAAGCUAAAAAAAAAAACAAAAACAAAAACAACACGAACAAACGGCAACACACAAAUAUUGCGUUGGUGGUAAGGAGUCAAACAAAAAAGCAAAAUUCUGGAUAUCCUGGCCAUUGCAGAUCGGCUAAGCACUCUGCUCGACAUGUCCCUGCAGAUUGCUCGCAACAACAAUGAUCGCCAUAAUCACAAUAACAAUAACAACAAUUGGGGCCAAGCUCAACAGCAGCCGCCAGCUGAUUUGGUGGAGGUUUACGUGCUGUUUGUAAAUCAAACAAAUCGGACAAUAGAUCUUUACUGGAAAUGUGAUAGGGAUACGGAGAAUAUGUACUUGACUUUAAAGCCAAAUGAGGAGGUACGCGUGAAUACAUUCAGUACACACAGUUGGUUCUUUCGGGAUUACUAUAGUGGCGAACGAAUGCAUGUGCGAUCCAAGCGUCUCUUUAAUCCUGUGCGCAUUCGUGUGCCCAAGAAUCCUCAGUACCCUGAUCAAUUGUGUGAUGUACGCAGCCAAGUGAUAAUCCAAUUCCCCCUAAGAAAGUUAAAGGAGAAUUGCUUGUGGUUGAUUGUACGUUGGCUAGUCCGCACCAGUGACGAUCCAAGGGAAACUAUACAAAAUUAUCCCAUACCUGCUACCCUGAAGGAACAAAUGUUAAGCAUUAUUAUGGCCAUUGAGGCGUACUCCAGACAGGCUGGAAGUCGACGUACACACAUUAUGGGCAUUAGAAGAUAAAUCGGUACAAAAACUAGACGUAGACGAAGACGACAAAGGUUUUUUGGUUUAGUUAUUAGUUUUCCUGGUUCUAUAAUAUAAAUAUAUAUACAUAUUUGUAAAUUUAAGUGUAAGGAAUGAAAAGCCAAGCUUGAAUUCCAAAACAAUUAAAUAAGUUGCAUUUUA
Messenger RNA from Drosophila willistoni, 924 nucleotides. It is a transcript of the gene Vhl, whose product is annotated as protein Vhl. The transcript is spliced from 2 exons. The record is from RefSeq and is a predicted model, not a curated record. Bases 172 to 759 code for a protein of 195 amino acids. NCBI's taxonomy places the organism in Eukaryota, Metazoa, Arthropoda, Insecta, Diptera, Drosophilidae.